AUGGCCGCGCUCGGGAACCCUGCUCUCUGGGGCGUCUGCGGCCGGGGGUGGUCUCGGGCGAAGCUGGCUGGCCGGCUCCCCGGGCUUCGCAGCUCCUGGCCGAGGGGCCCGGUUGGUGUGCGGCCCUUGUCCCAAGAGAAGCCGGCAACGGAAACGCACUUCGGCUUUGAGACGGUGUCGGAGCAGGAGAAAGGAGGCAAAGUCUACCAGGUGUUUGAGAGUGUGGCCAAGAAGUAUGACGUGAUGAAUGACAUGAUGAGUCUUGGGAUCCAUCGUCUUUGGAAGGAUUUGCUGCUCUGGAGGAUGCACCCACUUCCUGGGACCCAGCUGCUCGACGUGGCUGGAGGCACAGGUGAUAUCGCAUUCCGGUUCCUGAAGUAUGUUCAGGCGCAGUAUAAGGGGAAGCAGAAGAAGCAGUUACGAGCCCAACAGAAUUUAUCCUGGGAAGAAAUUGCCCAAAAGUACCAGAAUGACGAGGACCCCCUGGGUGGUUCUCGUGUCAUGGUCUGUGACAUCAACAAGGAGAUGCUCAAGGUUGGAAAGCAGAAAGCCCAGGCUCAAGGCUACAAAACAGGCCUUGCCUGGGUAUUGGGAGAUGCUGAAGAACUGCCCUUUGAUGAUGCCAAGUUUGAUGUUUAUAGCAUUGCCUUUGGGAUCCGGAAUGUGACACACAUCGAUCGGGCACUCCAGGAAGCUCACCGGGUCCUAAAACCAGGAGGACGGUUUCUCUGUCUGGAGUUUAGCCAAGUGAACAAUCCCCUCAUAUCCAGGCUUUAUGAUCUCUAUAGCUUCCAGGUCAUUCCUGUCUUGGGAGAGGUCAUCGCAGGGGAUUGGAAGUCUUACCAAUACCUGGUAGAGAGUAUCCGGAAGUUCCCACCUCAGGAGGACUUCAAGGAAAUGAUAGAAGAUGCAGGUUUUCAGAAGGUGACAUAUGAAAGUCUAACAUCAGGCAUCGUGGCCAUUCAUUCUGGUUUCAAACUGUAACUCCUUUCUGGCCCUGGAGCAUGAACCAGUCACACCCUAUGUGCAACUGCAGGACAAUCCAGUCAAGGAGGCUAAGAGCAGAACAUUUCCUCCUAAGGAUGUGUGCCUUGAACUCAUGUUCUGAGUGACUAGUCUCAAGGUGGGAGCAACUUGUCACUUUCUGUAGCGUUCAUUAGGAACUGCUUUUGAUCAUUCCCAGGGAUUUUGGGUUUGUUUGCUCAAUUCCUGGUAACUUGUUGGCUGUGUGGUGUGUGGUUGAGAUCAACCCAACACUAGGUGCAAGGUGCAAAUGGCUAGUAGCAGGUCCGUCAGUGCUGCCUCAGAGAUGGGUCAUUUGAAAUGAUGGUUUGAACUGGGAAAACCCUUAUGAUUGUCCCCAAGUUAACCUUUCAUCCUAGGACUGACUGAAUCUGAGGCCAAGAGUGGAGAGGCCCAAGUCAGUGGGUGGUGAGAAUAAAAUUGUGUGAAUCAGUAAAUGAGUUUACAAUCCUGAA
Molecule: messenger RNA, 1478 nt
Organism: Echinops telfairi (small Madagascar hedgehog)
Lineage: Eukaryota; Metazoa; Chordata; Mammalia; Afrosoricida; Tenrecidae
Gene: COQ5
Product: coenzyme Q5, methyltransferase
Exons: 7
Coding region: 1-984 (327 amino acids)
Biological process (GO): ubiquinone biosynthetic process
Molecular function (GO): methyltransferase activity
Source: RefSeq, a predicted model, not a curated record